AUGUCCACAGGGCAUUUCGAAUAUGAAGACGACGACAUCAAGGAGGUGGUGGUGGAAUACCAUGACACCCACGCGGCGGUGUCGGAAGAACUUCCGGACUUAGAGAUGGAGGCCACCGUCGGAAGCGGCAAGCCGCCAUACAAUCUGCAGGAUGUUGGAAGCAGCAGCUUGGAGAUGAAAGAGUCCACGUCCACGGGGGAUUGUGAAGACGAUGACGACGUCAAGGAGGUCUUGGAAUACCAUGACACCGAUGCGGCAGAGGAGCAAGACAGACUUCCAGACUUCGAGAUGGUGGACACCGUGGCAAGCAGCAAGCCGCCGUACAAGCUCCCGACAAGAAUAUUCAACAAGCUCUAUCCCCACCAGCGCGAGGGGCUCAUCUGGCUCUGGUCUCUCCGCUGCAGGGGAACCGGUGGGAUCCUCGGUGACGACAUGGGACUAGGCAAAACCAUGCAGGUUUCUGCCUUCCUUGCAGGGUUGUUCCACUCUGGUCUAAUAAGGAGGGUGCUAGUCGUUACCCCGAAUAUGGUUCUCACCCAUUGGAUCAAGGAACUAUCAGUCGUCGGCCUCAGGCACAAGAUCAGCACCUACUAUGGCCCCAAAAAAGAUGUUCGUCACUAUGAGCUGCAACAUGUCUUCAAGGAGGGAGGCAUCUUGUUAACAACGUAUGAUAUGGUCCGAAUAAACUACAAACAGAUAAGGGGUGAUUUCUAUGACGAGGAGGAGGAGGGGAAAAUGUGGAAUUAUGUUAUUCUUGAUGAGGCACAUUUGAUCAAGAACCCGAAAGCACAAAGAUCCCAAUGCUUAUUGGAAAUACCUUGUGUCCAUCGGAUCGCCAUCAGCGGAACACCUAUACAGAAUAACUUGAAGGAAAUGUGGUCGAUUUUCUCUUUUUGUUGCCCGGAAGUCUUGCCUGAUAAGGAUGAGUUCAGAAAAAAGUAUGAAGUACCUAUCUAUGAAGGAAAUGACAAGAGCGCUAGAAGUCUAGCGAAGGACAUAAGCUCAGACGUAGCAAAGGAAUUAAGAGAACGAAUAAAGCCAUACUUCUUGCGUCGUACGAAAAGUGAAGUAUUCCUUGAGACUGGUUUGACAGAUGAUAAACAGCUUCCGAAGAAGAAUGAGCUGGUUAUCUGGCUGAAAUUAACUGAUCGUCAGAGGCAGCUAUAUAAAGCUUUUCUGAAAUGUGAACUUGUUCAUUUAGCAGCAUCGCGAGGAAAUCCCUUGGCUGCAAUCACGGUAUUGAAGAAAAUAUGUGAUCACCCACAGUUAGUGACUAAGAGAGAUGAGGAAAUGGAUAUGGCUGAAAACAAUGAUCAGGAAAUGGAGAUGGCUGAAAAAAUGGCCAUGAACCUCGGAGAUAUGCCUCGUGAUGAUGGGGCAGUGGAAGUCGGCCCGGAAGUCUCAUGCAAGUUAUCUUUUAUCUUGGCGUUAUUGCGGAAUCUUCUUGAAGAAGGACACCAUGUUCUGAUAUUUUCUCAGACUCAUAAAAUGUUAAACCUGAUUCAGGAAGCUAUAUUAUUAGAGGGCUACAGCUUUUCGCGCAUGGAUGGCAACACUGAGAUUUCUGAGAGGGAAAGGAUCGUGAAGGAUUUCCAAGAGGGCCUUGGAGCUCAGAUAUUUUUGCUGACCACAAAAGUCGGUGGUAUUGGACUUACACUCACCAAGGCAGCUCGUGUCAUAGUAGUUGAUCCUGACUGGAAUCCAAGUACGGACGAUCAGAGCAUUGAUCGGGUUUAUCGAAUUGGACAGACACAAGAUGUGAUUGUAUACCGCUUGAUCACAUCCGCAACCGUGGAAGAAAAGAUAUAUAAAACGCAGGUCCUCAAGGGUGCUUUGUUUAGGGCAGCCACGGAGAAGAACGAACAGCCACAUUACUUCAGCCAGAGUGAGAUUCAAGAUCCUUUUAGUCUGCCGGAACAAGGUUUUGAUGUAUCCCUUACGCAGAAACAAUUGCAAGAAGAGCAUGGGUAUCCUCUUGACAUAGAUGCGCCGUUGAGGGAGCACAUAGAGUUUCUGGAGCAACAACCAGGGACAGCAGGUGUAGGUUAUCACAGCCUCCUAUUUUCAAAAACAGAAGUCCUGCCGAUGUUUACUGAGAAUAAUGCACUGGGCAGGGGUGCCCAUGCUAAGCCAAAGGACGAGUGCUUCACUGCUACAACAUGCACGAAUUCAGAGAUCCCUGAAGAGAUGAACCGGCUGACAGAAACCUUCGCGAGCACGACACUGGAGCCAAGGCUGUCCGACUGUGCAGACAAGAUAGUAAAUGCUUUGGAUAAUGGAAAGCUGACGGUGGGUGCUGACUCAUCGCCUUCGUCGUCCAAGGAAAUGAUCUACUGACUGGGUCGUUGCUAUGUGCAUCCUGUUAGAGUUAAUUUUGUCAAAAGAUCUGUUUUGUGUACUAGGAGAGGCUGAACGUGCAUGUGUGCACAUCGCAUGGCCAGUAGUUUGGUUAAUCAGUAGGUGUAUUAGGUGUAAGCCAAGUACAUGUGCAUGUGGAGGGCUGUGAGAAGCAGCCAGAUUGCAGCAUGGAGAGUCUGCAUGCAUAGUUAGUUAGUGAGCUAGCUAAAAGCUUGGUCAAGUUAGUGGCCGGGCCACAAGGAUAUGGAGUGAUUCUAGGAGCUGAGCGAGGAGUUAGUGGUUAGUGGAGUUUAUGGCAUGAGUGCCAAACCUUAUGUGUGUAUAUAUAUAUAUAUAUUGCAUCAAAUGAAUGGAAAAGGGAGCCGUGAGGCACGGGCAAGACACAAUGUAGUCAUUAUCUUCUCCUUGGUGCUGUGUGUGUGUCAGAGUUUUUCCAACUUUCUUCCAUAGCGUUUGUGCUUGAGAGAUAGAGAGUUGGAGGUAGAAGAAGAGGGGUUGAGCGAUUCAGC
Messenger RNA from Lolium perenne, 2867 nucleotides. Its product is annotated as SNF2 domain-containing protein ENL1-like. Gene Ontology annotation, molecular function: ATP binding; DNA translocase activity. NCBI's taxonomy places the organism in Eukaryota, Viridiplantae, Streptophyta, Magnoliopsida, Poales, Poaceae. The record is from RefSeq and is a predicted model, not a curated record.